Molecule: messenger RNA, 2448 nt
Organism: Polypterus senegalus (gray bichir)
Lineage: Eukaryota; Metazoa; Chordata; Cladistia; Polypteriformes; Polypteridae
Gene: lsp1a
Product: lymphocyte specific protein 1 a
Exons: 14
Coding region: 259-1923 (554 amino acids)
Biological process (GO): muscle contraction
Molecular function (GO): calmodulin binding; myosin binding; actin binding
Source: RefSeq, a predicted model, not a curated record
CAAAGCCAGCCAGGUCUUUAAAGCGCUCAAUGAGAACCACAUGCAGGAUGACGGAGGCUGGGCUGUGACUAAGCCUGCCUGCCUGGCUGAUUGAGAGGAUCCGCGCUGAAAGAAACCCUCCUGACAUUUCCAAGGCACGGGCGUGUAGGGAGAGGAGCUGAGGAGGGGGGGAGAAAAACAAGGAAAAGCGAAGACAAAAACCCUCGUGUUGAAGGCGAAAGUGGCGUUCGGUAAUCGACAAAGAAGAAAAGACGAGCCAUGUCCGGUGCGAUUGUGCGGAGGAACUCCAGCAAGAAAAUGCAAAAUCUGCUAAGGCUGACCGCUCAGCGGAGUAUCGAAGACGAAGAGGAGGUGGCGCGAGAGCAGCGGCGAAGGGCACGAGAGGAGCAGAGGAGUCUGAGUAACUACCACGACUCGAGCCCCGACGGCACAGACAUCACAUCCCCCAGAGAGGACAACCAGUAUGACGACGAUUUCAAGCCUUCCCUCCAAAGCGCACUGGAUGAGGACGAGGGGUUCAGCGACUGGACACAAAGGCUGGAGCAGCACCGGCAGCAGCGUCUGGAGGACGUCCAGCAGGAUGAGGAUGAGCUGCUGAUGUCGUCUCGCCGGCCGUGGGGAACACAGGAAGGAGAGGAGCAGCACCAGAGGAUGGAGACGAGCCGCCGGAUCUCCCAGAGGGCAGAGGUGGACGGCGAGCAGUUGGAAGUGGCGCAGGGGUCCCGGAUGAGGAAGGAAGGAGCGAGGGUCACAUCAGAGAUGGCCAACUGGAGUGAGGAGACGGGAAGCGGUGCGACCCGAGAGGCCUUCCUGCAGCGGGACGUCCAAUGCAAGCAGAGCAACGGCAGUGCGGCUCAAGAGGAGGUGGAAGAACAUGAGCCCAGCAGCAGGAGGACAUUGAGACACUUGAGCCUGUCUGAAGAGGACGACCAAGAAGCCAUGUCCGAGGCCGAGGCCAAACUCGAGAAGAUCCGCCGCAGCCUGGAAGAGAAGGAGAGCCAGGAGUACGAGCGUCUGCGCCAGAAGCAGGCCGAGGCGGAGAUGGAGCUGGAGGAGCUGCAGAAGAGGAGGGAGGAGAGGCGGCGGCUGCGCGAGGAAGAGGAGCGGCGCAGGCAGCUGGAGGAGCUCGAGAGGCAGGAGAAGGAGGAGGAAGAGAGAAAACGGAUGAAGCAGGACAUCGAGAGACGGAGGAAGGAGGCCACCGAGAAGAGGCUCAAAAACCUGAGCAUCUCGAGUUGCGAGGGCGAGGAGGUCUUCUGCCCACUGAGCCCCAGGAGCCCCACGUUUAAGAGUGAGGCAGAUGAGAGGGUGACAGCCGAGACCACCUACACGAUUACUGAACGGACGGAGUCUCUGAAUCGGUCCCUGAAGAAAAGUAACAGCGUUAAGAAGAUGCAGCCCCCCGUGCCCAUCUCCAAGAUCGAUGACAGAAAGGAUCAAUACACUCACGCCGUGGAGACCUCCUUGAAAGAAGCCAAACCAGACAAACAGCCCCUGAUGGACAUUCCACAUGGCACAGAACCCGUGUCCAGCAUGAAGUCCCUGUGGGAAGGCAGUGAGCCUGGGAGCCACGCUGGUGCCAAAGUGACCCCGUGUAAGGAAACAGAAGGUUUGAAAGUUGGAGUCGCUGACCUCAUCACUCAGUGGGUUAAAGGAAAUCCUGACUGCAGCAGCAAGAGCUCCCCGUCAAAACCUGCCGAGAUAAAGGCCGGUGACGUACUGAGCAAGAAGAACAUCUGGGAGCUGAAAGGCGACUCUUCUCCCAGUCAGGCCAGCUCUGUGUCAAAGAGCACUCCAUCUGGCAAGAGGUACAAAUUUAUAGUGACCGGCCAUGGGAAAUACGAGAAAGUGCCGGUCAGCGAUGACCAGUCCAUGUCGUACGCCAAUGGGAAGUCAGCUGGAGAGCCGCGGGAGGACUCGUGAGAAGACCAGCCCUGCGCUCCAUUUUAUUUUUAUUUGUAAUGUUUUAUAUUUAUAUCUUUGCCCUCCCCGUAGCUUUAGUCAACACUUUCUGUUCCGUGUUUCCGUGACGCACAUCGCCCUGCACGAUGCCAGGUUUCAUUUGUGAAGAAGAGUCCUAACUAGAUGUCGCACAUGAGGGAUCUCAGCGUGACAAUGUGACCUUUUUGGAUGGCCACUUUAAAGAUGAUUCUUUCUCGCUCUCUCCGGUUUGGCUGGCGCUGGUUUCUUUGUCACGCGCUGAGCUCCCUUCGGAUUUUAGUUUCAUUUUUAUUUUCCUCGCCAGUCUUUAUGCGCACACCGCUCCGGUUUUCCGUUUCUCUUUCGCACCGCAACAGCACAAAGGUGGGGGUGAGAGCCGUGACGCCACGCCCACUCACGUGAAGAUGACCAAUGGCGGCCCGACGCGCGCUGUUUUGGGGUCGCUGGCCUGAUGUCUGCCACUGUAUGGUCUCAUUCAAAUUAAAGAUGUCUUUUCUUAAAGCCCCA